Cucurbitaria berberidis CBS 394.84 is the source of this 2211-nucleotide messenger RNA. RefSeq lists its product as uncharacterized. The record is from RefSeq and is a predicted model, not a curated record. Bases 310 to 1791 code for a protein of 493 amino acids. NCBI's taxonomy places the organism in Eukaryota, Fungi, Ascomycota, Dothideomycetes, Pleosporales, Cucurbitariaceae. The transcript is spliced from 2 exons.
UCCUCCAAGAUCCCACGCGUUCCUGGAUUGCCAUGUUCUACACACUUCUCCCCCGCCAACGCGGAUAGAACGGGAUCGACAAGGACAUUUUGCUGUAGCUUCAUCUUGUAGCCAAAGAAACAGCAACGUGCGCUUGUAUAGCGACUCACGAUGGAGCUGUGCCUAGGCAUGAUCCCUUCGCGUGCCUGAUGUAUAGAGAUUCCGUCAUUGGAUGACCCGGCAUCAUCGUGCAGGUAUUAAUAUAGGAAGUCGAUCCCACUGGAGCUCCCCCUGUUUAGGCACACGACAAACCCCAAUUUCGCAUUCAAGAUGCUGUUUCCCGUCUCCCUAGGCCUGUUGGCCCUUCCACUAACCCAGGUCCUCGCCAAUCCGAUCAUCGCUCGUGAUGCUCCAGCAGCGGUCAAUGCCACGACCUGCAAUGGCAAGAAAUACGUCUACGAAGGGCUGGCCGGCUACGGCAAGCUAGCCAGCGAUGCCCGUGACAAGUUUGGCGACACCAUUGGCGGUAUUGGAAGUGCCAUCGCGCUCGACAAGAGCUCGAUUAAGAAGAACAAGAGCAAAAAGGGAACGUAUUCGGGUAUCAUCUAUGGUUUGCCCGACCGUGGUUGGAAUACACAGGGCACACAGAACACGCAGACCCGCGUUCACAAAUUUAGCUUCACGUUUGAGGUCGUCGAGGCUACCCUUGCGAAGCCUGCGGCUCCAAACUUCAAGCUCACCUACUUGGAUACCGUGCUGCUUACAGGACCCGAUGGAACGCCGCUGACGGGUCUUGAUCCUACGGACACUGUCACAUACGAGGGCUUUCCAACCCUUCCUCUUGCCAAGUAUACUGGUAACGGUUUCGGACAAGAUGGUCCUGGUGGCGCGCGCGUUCCCCUAGAUACGGAGGGCUUGGUGCUCGGUGACGAUGGCACGUACUGGAUCAGCGAUGAGUACGCUGCGUUUGUGUACCAGUUCGACAAGAAGGGUAAGAUGAUCAAGGUUAUUCGCACUCCCGAUGCUUUCGUUCCCCUGCGCAACGGCACCGAGAGCUUCAGCGCCGCCUCGCCACCCAUCUAUGAUCAAAAAUUCAAGAUCUCCCCAGAGGAUCCCACCACCGGACGCGGCAACAACCAAGGCCUCGAGGCCCUGACCCGCAGCCCGGAUGGCAAGUACCUGUAUACCAUGCUCCAGAGCGCCACCAUCCAAGACGGCGGCAGCAAAAACACCAAGCGCCGCAACACGCGCUUCCUCCAGUAUCGCCUCAAGAAGAAUAAGAUCGAGUUGAAAGCCGAAUACGCCGUCCAGCUGCCCGUCCUUCCUUCCGGCAGAGUAGCCAGCCAGUCUGAAAUCCACUACAUUUCCAAAUCCCAAUUCCUCGUUCUCGCCCGCGACUCCGGCGCUGGACACGGCCAGGAUAAGUCGCAGUCCAUCUACCGCAACGCAGACAUCAUCGACAUCUCCAGCGCGACGAACCUCGUCGGCAAAGUCGACGCAUUCGACGGCCAAAUCGCCACCAAAGACGGCGUGCUGAAGAGCGACAUUGUCCCCGCGAUCUACUGCCCCUGGCUCUCAUAUAACAAUAAUGAAGAACUAGGCAAAUUCGGCGUGCGCAACGGCGGCGCGCAAGACGAGAACCUGCUCAAUGAGAAGUGGGAGAGCUUUGCGCUUUUGCCUGUUGACGACGAGGAUACGGAGAAGACGAAGGAGGGUGGGAAGGACUUCUUCCUUAUUUCCUUCUCAGAUAAUGAUUUUAUUACGCAGAAUGGUCAGUACAAUACUAUACACCAUUUUCUCGAUGAGGGAUAGUUUGGCUAAUGUGGAUGACACUAGGUUUUAUCAAUGGAGGGAAACUGCCGUAUAAAGAUCAAUCGGGGUUUAAUCUUGAUAAUCAGGUUUUGGUGUUCAAGGUCAAGUUGCCAAAGGGAGCGGAUCCUUUGUAAGCUGUGUGUUGGCUCGCUGGGAGGAUGGGAUUGGAGUUUGGAUGGAGAUGAGAGGUUAGAGACUGGGAUACUACGUUUACGAGAUAAUGUUUGUAUAUUGUAUGGAAUAGAAGAUUGGUAGUGAGUGAGGGAUGUCUUGAUUGAUGAUGAGAGUACAAUCUCUCUACUUCCUUAAAUGCGUUAUGUGCUUACCCAUGUAUUCGUUCUAGUUCUAAUAUUUCUCCAACGAACUAAUUAUAGUCUUAUAAGGUGAGGCUUAAAUGUAGAACAAUGAUUAGUAGUAGCA